CUGUUUUGGUUCGGAGGCUAACGUUAGCUCGGAGGCUAACUCACCUGUGCUCGUGUCUUUAAACUCCGCAGGUGAGGUUACCGUCAUGUCCUGCGCGCGAGCUGCCGUCUGACGAGUGUGUCUGACGUCCGCGCGACGAUUUCCAGGAUUCAGCGAGUUAACGACGUUUUAAUGACGCCGAAGGAGGCGCCGAUGGGAGGAGGCCGCACCGAGCAGGAGGCGCCGGAGGACGCGCUGAGCAGGCGGGUGUCCUGCGCCGGAGAGCGGGCCACGGUGCGGUAUGUGGGCCCGGUACCACCGACGGCAGGGCUGUGGCUCGGCGUGGAGUGGGAUAACCCUGAGAGAGGAAAACACGACGGCAGCCACGAGGGAGUCCAGUAUUUCACCUGCAGACACCCUACAGGAGGCUCCUUUGUGCGUCCGGCGAAGGUGAGCUUCGGGGUGGACUUCCUGACCGCCGUGCAGCAGAAAUACGAGAUCGACUCCGAGGAGGUGCUGAGCGAGGAGAUCUCCAUCUCCUCCACGAAGCUGGAGUGGGGGCGGAUCAGGGAGCGCAGUUUUGAGAGUCUCCCAUCAGUUCUGCUGAAUCGCAGCGACGUGAACGGACCCGGCGCCGACGGCGAAAUCCGGAAAACAACGCCGAGUAUCGUUUUUCAAAAAUAACUUCCUGCUGUGAGUUUAUGCUUCAGAAGUGAUAUUGAUCAUAAUUGUCAUGACCAGGCGUGAAUUCUGCCGCCGUGGUUUUGUCUUUAUUUGUAUCGGACGUUUGGCGUGUGAAGGGGAGAGACGG
Messenger RNA from Plectropomus leopardus (leopard coralgrouper), 790 nucleotides. The record is from RefSeq and is a predicted model, not a curated record. Lineage: Eukaryota; Metazoa; Chordata; Actinopteri; Perciformes; Serranidae.